Molecule: messenger RNA, 314 nt
Organism: Staurois parvus
Lineage: Eukaryota; Metazoa; Chordata; Amphibia; Anura; Ranidae
Source: the annotation of a GenBank genome assembly
UCAAUUCUGCAAGUGGUUCUGAUUUACUAUCGCUGUUCUCUAGCCGGUCUAAAACCGAUUUUGACCUAAAGGGACGCUUUUUGGACGCCAUGGACAUUUCUCAGUUUCCAGGCAGAAAGAACAGUCAAAAUGCAGGCAGGGCGCCGGACAAAGCACUCGGGACAAAAUCAAUGUUACACUAUGUAAUAAUCGUUUUAAAAAAAAAAGUCAUUUUUUUUUCAUUUUCAAAUUUGCCGCCGUACGUCCCGACGUCACAGGGACCGGAUGCCGGCAUCGGCCGGAGGAGAUGGCCGGGGACACUGCAGGGGACACAU